Messenger RNA from Episyrphus balteatus (marmalade hoverfly), 508 nucleotides. RefSeq lists its product as uncharacterized. Lineage: Eukaryota; Metazoa; Arthropoda; Insecta; Diptera; Syrphidae. The record is from RefSeq and is a predicted model, not a curated record. The coding region runs from base 121 to 426 and encodes 101 amino acids. The transcript has 3 exons.
UUACAUUUGUCACUGUCAAGUUGACUGACUGCAAAGUGACACUUCUGUCAAAUAAAAAAAGAUCAAAUUUACCAAAAAAUAUAUUUCUUGUAAGAAUUUGGUUAAAAUACUCUUUACAGGAUGUCUCUUGGGCCAGCUUUACGUACUCCAUUCACCGAUUUAACUGGUUGCUUGAUUAACCAUCAGCACUACGAUAAAUGUGGUGAAUUGGAAAUGAACAUGAUGGAUUGCUUGGAAGCAUACGGAGUGGACAAAGGUACCCGAGUGUGUUCUGACUUGAUUUCCGAUUUCCAAGAGUGCGUUGGAUUGAACAAACAAUUGCUCCGAUUUCAUGCAAUGAGAGCUGAACGCUACAAGCAAUUAUGGCGUGGAGAACGUACAAGAGAAGAAUUGUUUGCUGAAGGCCCAAGAGUUGAUGCUUAUUAAAAAUUAUUAUUAAUUAAAAAAGUAAAAUAAAUGAAAUCAUUUUCUUAAUAUUUCUGGAAUAAAUAUGAAGUUGUAGCUGAAA